GAUGAACUCUUGUCAUCGACUGGCUCAUUGAUGGACGUUCUCCUGGACAGUGGUGAUGUCAUUGUCAGUGAAUGGAGCAGUCCAGAUCUGGUGGAUUGUUUGUGCCAAGCUUUGGAACAGGCUACCUCAGUCUCUACUUUGGACAGCGCAGGAGUAUACAUCCAGUGUCUUCACACAAUGACCACUCAUGAAAAUGGAAUAUCAAGUCUU
Messenger RNA from Geodia barretti, 210 nucleotides. Lineage: Eukaryota; Metazoa; Porifera; Demospongiae; Tetractinellida; Geodiidae. The record is from the annotation of a GenBank genome assembly.